AUGACCGAGAUACCAGAAGCUUGUCACGUUGACAUCAAUCUAUAUGAGGAGGAUGGCAAGACCUUGUACUUAACGAGAUCCCUGUCAGGUUCGUGCUGUUUCCACGUCUUUAACGGCUGUGAUCCCAGCCACUUCAAGUACUCCGACCAAAACGCCGUCGAGUUGAACGCAUUAAGACGUCAGGAGCCCACAUCAGGAGAUUCCCAAGCUCGCGCUUCUUGUCGUCGAACACUCUCGGAGCUCACCAACUGCGCUUCGUCAGCUGUGGAGUUCGUGGCUCUUUGCUCCAGCGGACGCGUCAAGGAAGCCUUCCAGAACUUCACGUCUGAAAUAUGGUCCGACCCCCGUUUGUUUUCCCACCUCCUCCGGGCAUCUACACCCGGAAAUUCGCUUCCUUUAGGGCGACAGAUUCAUUCUCUGGUGAUCACUUCAGGGUGCUCGGACAGGUUCGUGUCCAACCAUUUGCUGAACAUGUACUCCAAGUGCGGAGAGCUGCAGACUGCUCUGAAGUUGUUCGACCGCAUUCCUUGGGCGAAUAUCAUGUCCCGUAACAUUCUAAUUAACGGGUACUUGAACAUUGGUGAUUUGGAGGGUGCCCGGAAAGUGUUCGAGGAAAUGCCUGAGCGAAAUGUUGCCACUUGGAAUGCAAUGGUGACUGGUCUUGUAAAAUUUGAGUGUAAUGAGGACGGGUUGGGUUUGUUCAAAGAGAUGCAUGAGGCGGGUUUCUUGCCUGAUGAGUACGCUUUGGGGAGUGUUCUCAGGGGUUGUGCUAGUUUGAGAGCUCUGCAUGCAGGGCAGCAGAUCCAUGCUUGCGCAGUGAAGAGUGGGUUUGAACUCAAUUUGGUGGUUGGGAGUUCAUUGGCUCAUAUGUACAUGAAGUGCGGAAGCAUGGAAGAAGGCGAAGGGAUAAUCAGCUCUAUGCCGAUUCGCAAUGUGGUUGCUUGGAAUACUCUUAUUGCAGGGAAAGCCCAACAUGGGUCACCUGAGGGAGUUUUAGAUCAGUACAAUAUGAUGAAAAUAGCAGCUGUGAAACCCGAUAGGAUCACUUACGUGAGUGUGAUUACUGCGUGUUCAGAUCUGGCAACACUAGGCCAGGGUCAACAAAUUCAUGCAGAAUUGAUCAAAGCCGGGGCUACUUCAGCAGUUAGCGUCAUGAGUUCUUUGAUUAGCAUGUAUUCAAAGUGCGGGUGUUUAGAGGAUUCUUUUAAGGCUUUCACAGAAUGUGUGGAUGCGGAGGCAGAUGGCGUACUUUGGAGCUCAAUGAUUGCAGCAUAUGGAUUUCAUGGGCAAGGAGAGAGAGCUAUUGAGUUGUUUAAACAAAUGGAGAUUGAAGGAGUGGAGGUAAAUGACGUAACAUAUUUGAGUUUGCUGUAUGCUUGCAGUCAUCGUGGCUUGAAGGAUGAGGGGCUCAAGUUUUUCGACUCUAUGGUGGAGAAGCAUGGGGUGAAUCCCCGGUUGGAACAUUAUACAUGCAUGGUUGAUCUCCUGGGACGUUCAGGUUGUCUGAAGGAAGCGGAGGUGAUGAUUAGAUCCAUGCCAUUGAAAGCAGACGCUGUAAUAUGGAAAACUUUGUUAUCUGCAUGCAAAGUCCACAAGAAUGCAGACAUGGCCAGAAGAGCUGCAGAGGAAGUUCUUAAGAUUGAUCCGCAGGAUUCAGCUUCUUACGUGCUCCUUUCGAAUAUACACGCUUCUGCUAAGAGAUGGCAAGAUGUUUCUGAGGUCAGAAAAUCCAUGAGAGAGAAGCAAGUGAAGAAGGAACCGGGGGUGAGUUGGGUGGAGCUCAAGAAUCAAGUUCAUCAGUUCGUGAUGGGCGACAAGUCCCAUCAAUACUCAAAGGAGAUAAAUGCGUAUCUGAAAGAGCUUACCGUGGAGAUGAAGCUGCGCGGCUACGUGCCCGAUAUGGGCUCGGUUUUGCAAGAUAUGGAUGAUGAGGAUAAAGAAUAUAGCUUGGCACACCAUAGUGAGAAGUUGGCCAUUGCAUUUGCUCUGAUGAAUUCUGCCACAGAUGCACCAAUCAGAGUGAUAAAAAACUUGCGGGUCUGCAGUGACUGUCAUGUUGCAAUAAAGUACAUAUCGGAGAUUAAAAACCGAGAAAUUAUUGUGCGGGAUGCAAGUAGAUUUCAUCAUUUUAAGAAUGGCCAAUGCUCAUGUGGAGAUUACUGGUGCCUCUUGUGACCACCACUCUUGCCGAGGUGCGCAAACUGGAGGAGAUGGCUGAGCUCCUGCCAAGGCACCAGCUGAACCUCGGUGUCGG
This is a messenger RNA of Eucalyptus grandis, 2254 nucleotides long. Its product is annotated as pentatricopeptide repeat-containing protein At2g41080. The record is from RefSeq and is a predicted model, not a curated record. Gene Ontology annotation, molecular function: protein binding; zinc ion binding; RNA binding. The transcript has 5 exons. Lineage: Eukaryota; Viridiplantae; Streptophyta; Magnoliopsida; Myrtales; Myrtaceae. The coding region runs from base 1 to 2175 and encodes 724 amino acids. Gene Ontology annotation, biological process: RNA modification.